CUGUUAGUCUCCAAGUUGAGGCACAACAAAAGCAGACGGCUUCAUGGCGGCUGCCAAGAAAACCGUUUUGGGGCCCUUGAUUGGCGCUAUUGAUCAAGGGACCAGCUCCACUCGCUUUCUGGUGUUUAAUUCUAAAACAUCCGAGCUCCUGAGUCACCACCAAUUCGAGCUGAAGCAGAAGUUUCCUAAGGAAGGCUGGGUAGAGCAAGAUCCGAAAGAAAUCCUGCUCUCCGUCUACGAGUGUGUCGAGAAAACCUGUGAGAAGCUGAUCCAGCUCAAUGUUGACAUCUCCAACAUCAAAGCCAUUGGGGUGAGUAACCAGAGGGAGACUACUGUCAUUUGGGACAAGUUUACCGGGGAGCCCCUCUAUAAUGCCGUGGUGUGGCUUGACCUCCGUACCCAGUCAACCGUUGAGACCCUCAGUAAGAGAAUCCCCGGCAAUAACAAUUUUGUCAAAUCAAAGACCGGUCUGCCCCUGAGUACUUACUUUAGUGCUGUGAAGCUCCAUUGGCUCCUGGAGAAUGUGAGAAAAGUUAAGAAAGCUGUUGAGGAACAAAGGGCCCUUUUUGGUACCAUUGACUCUUGGCUGAUCUGGAAUCUGACUGGAGGUACCACGGGAGGGGUCCACUGCACAGAUGUUACUAAUGCAAGCAGAACCAUGCUUUUCAACAUUCAUUCUCUAGAAUGGGAUCCAGAGUUGUGUGAGUUUUUUGAUGUUCCUAUGGAAAUACUUCCAGAUGUCCGCAGUUCUUCCGAGAUCUAUGGACUGAUGAAAUCUGGAUCUCUGGAAGGGGUACCAUUAUCUGGAUGUUUGGGUGACCAAUCUGCAGCUUUAGUGGGACAAAUGUGUUUCCAGGAAGGCCAGGCCAAAAACACCUAUGGAACUGGUUGCUUCUUACUGUGCAAUACAGGCCCCAAAUGUGUAUUCUCUGAACAUGGCCUUCUAACCACCGUGGCUUACAAGCUGGGCAGAGACAAACCUGUAUGCUAUGCCCUGGAAGGAUCUGUUGCCAUUGCUGGAGCAGUUGUUCGCUGGCUAAAAGACAAUCUUGGCAUCAUAAAAACAGUACCAGAAAUUGAAAAACUGGCCGAAGAGGCGGGCACAUCUUAUGGCUGCUACUUUGUUCCAGCUUUCUCAGGUUUAUAUGCUCCAUACUGGGAACCAAGUGCAAGAGGUAUUAUUUGUGGCCUUACUCAGUUCACAAAUAAACAACAUAUUGCUUUUGCAGCAUUAGAGGCAGUAUGUUUCCAAACCCGUGAAAUACUAGAUGCCAUGAAUAAAGAUUGUGGAAUGCCACUCACUCAUCUACAAGCAGAUGGAGGAAUGACCACAAACAGAAUUCUAAUGCAGCUUCAAGCAGAUAUCCUGUAUAUUCCAGUAGUGAAGCCUUCAAUGCCUGAAACAACUGCCCUGGGCGCAGCCAUGGCAGCUGGGUAUGCUGAAGGAGUUGGAGUUUGGAGUCUUGAACCUGAAGAUCUAUCCGUUGUCACCAUGGAACGCUUUGAACCCCAGAUAAAUGCAGAAGAAAGUGAAAUUCGUUAUGCCACUUGGAAGAAAGCUGUACAGAAAUCGAUGGGGUGGGUUACAUCGCAAACCCCUCUACUUGGUGAUUCCAAUAUCUUCUGUAGUAUCCCGUUGGGCUUUUAUAUUGUAUCCAGCAUGGUGAUGUUAAUUGGAGCAAGGUACAUCUCAGGAAUUCCAUAAAUAUCUGAAACAACUUAAUGAAUUCUCAAGAUGUAACCUUUAUGAUUUGCCCAAAAAAUGUAAUUUUCUUAAAAUAAAACUAUAGAAAUAUAUUCAAAAGAUUUAGCAUGACCCAUAAGGAUAAAGCAAUGUAAUAAUAGGUAUAGAAAUGUAUAGUGUAUUUUCAAAUAUCAAGAGUUAGGGUGGAAGGGAGGGGUCACUGGGGGAGGCUGAACAUCUUAUUAACCAAUAUCAUCUUACCCUAUCCCUUCUAGGAUCUAGGGAAGAACUCAGAUUCUAGUCAUACUAAAUAUUUUCUUAUGUGAUAGACUAGGAUAUUGCUUCUCUAUACUCUAAAUAAUUAAGAGCUAAAAAAGCGAGAUUUUAAAAUUUAUUAUUAGCCCCCAAAGGGAGUCUUGCCUACACGGUAAGAAAUCCAAAAGAUUUCUCACUUUAACUCAUAGUAUUCUCUCCUGCCCCUUACAAGAGUGGCCAUCUUAACAAUAGAAUAACUUAGAUGCUUUCCUAAGUAAGUUAAUUUAACCUUAAGUGGAACAAUUCAUUUACUACGAGAUGCCAAUGUAACAAUUUUUUCUUUAUUUAUGCCUGGAUCUUGUAUGGAAGGACUUUUUUCUUCCCUGUUGGCUCUCAUUCUUUUAGUUCUCCUUUUUAUAAUUUUUACUUUGUGUGUGCAACAAGGGUACUUACAUACUAUACGUACAUGGGAUUAAAAUAAAUAGUAAAUGUAGUAAUACUUAUUUAGAUGUCUUUAAGAUAAUACCUAUGGCUAUUGAAAGGAGAACGGUGAUGCAUGUUAUUCACCAGGAAGAAUUUUUUUUUGAGAAACCAACAUUUACAAUCAAAAUGUGUCUCUCUAUUAAGUCAAGAAAAAUAAACUUGUUUCUAUAGUUAUUUCUCUCUUCUUUCUUAGAUCUAUUGAGAGAAUAAAUACCAAAAAAAGUUUUAAUAAACAAGUUUUGC
Messenger RNA from Monodelphis domestica (gray short-tailed opossum), 2665 nucleotides. The record is from RefSeq and is a predicted model, not a curated record. NCBI's taxonomy places the organism in Eukaryota, Metazoa, Chordata, Mammalia, Didelphimorphia, Didelphidae.